Anopheles moucheti is the source of this 1158-nucleotide messenger RNA. RefSeq lists its product as uncharacterized. NCBI's taxonomy places the organism in Eukaryota, Metazoa, Arthropoda, Insecta, Diptera, Culicidae. The record is from RefSeq and is a predicted model, not a curated record. The transcript is spliced from 3 exons.
AUGGAUAUAAUACGGAAAGCAAGUACCUGCAAGUUGCCUAAAGAUGCUAGAACCCUGCUGAAGACCGAUUGCAACCCUUCGAUGGAAAUAGUGACGGUACAAGGAGCAAAACCAGCAAGUAUCGAACACUUUCUUCGUCCUUUUGUGGACGAACUAAACUUCCUAAUGAAGAAUGGAGCAAUGGUUCAAAACAGGAAGUUUAAUAUACAAUUACGUGCCAUUAUAGCUGACUAUCUUACUCGUGCAAAUAUCAAAGGUAAUAUAAAUCAAUUGUAAAAUUAAACAGGCGUUGGUACGGUAGGACAGAGUAUGCGAAGAGUUGCGUUCUCGGAUCAAAUUGCUCCAAAUCGUACUGACGAGGGAUUUAGAAUGUGCAUAUAUAUCCCUCACCAUAUAUUUGACACUCCUCUAGUACAUUUGGACAACUUCGAUAUUGUGAAACAAGUAAUAGUUGGAGAUUCGUUGCACAUAAUCGAUUUGGGAAUUACCAAACGACUAUUGAAUAGCUGGAUAAACGGGAAACUUGGAUUGGCACACAAAUUAUCAACACAACAAAGUUAUAACAUGUCACCUAUGUUGUUAAAUACUAAAUUACCAUCCGAGAUAAAUAGCAAAUUUCGUUCUCUUAACGAUCUAAAGUACUGGAAAGGGUCUGGGUUAUCCUCAUAUUUAUUUUACGCUUCAACAGCUGUACUUAAAGAACAUUUAUGUGAAACAAAUUGGAACCAUUUUAUAUUAUACUUUUGUAGCAUUACACUGCUAUCUUUAGUGGUAUACAAAGAGCAUUGGCCACUUGCACAUUGGCUCCUACAGCUUUUCGUUCAACAGUACAAAACUAUAUACGGCCCAGAGUAUAUUUCUAGUAAUGUGCAUAAUCUGUUGCAUAUUUACGAUGAAGUAGAACAAUUCGGUCCUCUUAAUACUUUUUAUUCCUACCCAUUUGAAAAUGAAUUGCAGCAUAGAAAACGUUUGCUGCGAAGCGGUUCAAAAAGUUUGGAACAAGCUAUCAAUAGAAUUUCAGAAAGGGAAACUUUUAAUACGGAUCAUAGCAAUGAAAAUGUUGCAUAUCCCUUAAUUAAACAAAGAGGCAAUUUAAUCUCACUUUAUGUACGCAAAGGAUUCUGCUUAAAAACUGAUCAAGCAAUGCAUGGUUUUUAA